ACCCUUUCCAACAAUAAGAAAAUUUUUAACUUGGAAAGAACAAAGAUGGUAAUAAAAACAAUAGAUAUUUUGAAGAAUGAAAUUCCCAUAGAGGAGGAAUCACUGAUCAUCACUGAAGAUGUGAAAGCUGGUCUUGUUCUUGUGGAUAUCAUCAAUGGCUUUUGCACUGUUGGAGCUGGAAAUCUGGCACCAAGAGAGCCAAACAGGCAGAUCUCUGAAAUGAUUGAGGAAUCAAAAAGGCUGGCUAGAUUGUUCUGUGACAAGAAAUGGCCUAUUCUUGCCUUUCUUGAUUCACACCAACCUCACAAACUUGAACACCCUUAUCCUCCUCACUGUAUCACUGGCACUGAUGAAUCCAAUUUGGUUCCUGCACUAAGAUGGUUGGAGAAGGAACAAAACGUAACAAUCAGGCGUAAAGAUUGCUACGAUGGCUAUAUUGGUUCUUUUCAGGAGGAUGGCUCUAAUGUAUUUGUUGAUUGGGUGAAAAACAACAAAAUUCAAACUUUGUUGGUUGUAGGGGUAUGUACAGACAUUUGUGUGCUGGAUUUCGUUUGCUCUACAUUAUCAGCUAAGAACCGCGGUUUCCUCAAUCCUUUGGAACAAGUAGUAGUUUACUCUAAAGGAUGUGCCACUUUUGAUUUUCCAGCCUCCAUGGCAAGAAACAGCAAAGAUAUUUCACCACAUCCUCAGGUGACUUAUAACAAGAGCUGAUGCAUCAUGUAGGACUUUAUAUGGCGAAGGAAAGGGGUGCUAAAAUAGCUAGAGAAGUCUCCUUCGACAGCUUGAAGAAACCAUGAUAUAUUGCAAUCUUUAAUUUGGUCACCUGUAAUAUUGAAAGGGUUCUGUAUUUUCAGGAAAUAUGCAGCAGAUGCUGAUGGUUUGUGUGCUUCAGCAGUCUAUGAUUACAAUAAUGCUACAAUAUGAAAUGCAUGUAUAUACAUAUGAAAAUAAUAAGUUUGGAUGUGCUCUAUCCACUAGAUCAACACCCAAGUUUUACUGGUACUAGAGUAUAACCAUGGAUGCAUGUUAAUUGCUAUGUAUGCUGUGUCCAUUGCAUUGCCUUAAUGAAAUAGUGAAGGCUUUGAUAUAUUGUAUGUAGCUUUAACCAUACAACAUUGCCAAAAUUUUGUAUUGUUCA
Nicotiana tabacum (common tobacco) is the source of this 1138-nucleotide messenger RNA. RefSeq names its product nicotinamidase 1-like. Gene Ontology annotation, molecular function: nicotinamidase activity. The record is from RefSeq and is a predicted model, not a curated record. Gene Ontology annotation, biological process: pyridine nucleotide salvage. Lineage: Eukaryota; Viridiplantae; Streptophyta; Magnoliopsida; Solanales; Solanaceae.